This is a messenger RNA of Striga asiatica, 1236 nucleotides long. The record is from the annotation of a GenBank genome assembly. Lineage: Eukaryota; Viridiplantae; Streptophyta; Magnoliopsida; Lamiales; Orobanchaceae.
AUGACACUCAAAAACGGCACCGGCCAAGCUUGCGCCGCCUGCAAGUACCAACGCCGGAGAUGCACCCCAGAAUGCCUCCUCGCCCCAUUUUUCCCAGCCGACCAGCCGAAAAUGUUUCAGUACGUUCAUCGAUUGUUCGGGGUCAAAAACAUCCAGAACCUCCUCAAGGAGCUCAGCCCAGAGCAGAAGCCCAUGGCCAUGAAGUCCAUUAAAUUCCACGCUGCCAUGCGGGACAAGUACCCUGUAUACGGCUGUCUUGUCGAGAUACAACAACUCACUUAUCAAAUCCAGAUGGCCGAGGAAGAACUCCAAGCAGUUCUCCAACAACUCGCCUACUACAGACAGCAACAGCAACAACAACAACACCAGCAGCAGGAAAUUUCUGCCACAACUGAAUAUCUCUCGGAGCUACAAUUAGGCAUGGCCCCGCCUGGCCCGAACACAGCAAUGACACUGGUUCAAGACGAGAAUAACAAUAAUAAUAAUAUUAAUAGUAAUAAUAGUAAUGGUAACAAUAACCCGGCCCAAUACAAUAAUGUAGCGGACUUGCUGAUUGGGCCGGGCCCACAAAUCUCGUCGUAUUCCAAUAGUUGCAAUGGCGAUUACGGCAUUGCUUAUUUGGAUUUCAAGGAGAGCAAUGCAGUUGAUUCGUUUUGUCACGAAACGUAUAGUAAUAAUAAUAGCAAUGAGAAUGUGAUCAACGCGGAUGCAAUGGUCGUGCAAGCACAAAUGGUCACUUCGCCACAGCUUAUGAAUGUCGAACAAGAAGCAAUGGCUCAUGAUUAUAACGAGAUGCACCCGUUUUUCGAUAAUAUCGAUGAUACGCAAUCUUACAUUGGUUGCAAGGAUGCGUACGAGACGAGCUUGGGUUCACCUUUGAAAGAUUCAAGAUCACAGCUGGCUGAGGAAAUGGAUGAGAAUGAACUGAAAAGUGCAGCUGCAUGUUUUAGCCUCACAAGUGUCAAUUAAGGACAUAUUUUUUAUGACCUAGAAAAGGAAAAUGUGAGAUUUAUAGGUAGCAUUUUUGCCUUCUUGGACAAAAAGUUUUGAUGGAGAGAGUUUCUCAACCAUGGAUUUAUCUUUCCAUAGAAGAAAAAAAAAGGGAGAAAAAUUAUGUGUAGCUCAUUUUUUCCAUGCUCUUUGAAAUUGAUACUCAUUUCAAAAGAUUGUUCCAGAAAAUACCAAAUUUGGUAUGAUUAUUACCUGUUGAGAUUGAUAUACAAAAUUCAAAUCAGG